AACUUCAAAAAGUUUAUUGUUUUAGCUCCUUAAUUUCGUUCUGGAUGUGAGUGACGUAUAGUUAGAACAGGCUUUGGAUUAUCGUGUUUUAAAGUCUUGGAAUAUACAUUGAAAAUUCCAAUUCUGAAGAGUUGACACUAAGAGACAUGAACGCAAAGUGUUCAUAGAAUUUAUACGUUCUGGCAUAUCUCAUUAUUCCCUGGCACGAUUUUUUUUUUCUAUAUAAUUAGAAAGUGCAUUAUCAAGUAGGAACUGCUCUUCAACCUUUAGCAAAAGAUGGGGAAUGUAAGUUUUUUAAGAUGAGAAUGAGAUUUGAACUUUCUUGAUGGUUGAAAAAGUUGAUGCAUGGUGAAGAAGACAGUGCGCGUGGAAGCACAAUAACUGGAGUGGGUAGUUAGUAUUAUGGUAGCUGAUGAAGAGUUUCAAUACAAUGCACACCAACUAUGCCUAUGGUAUGAGGCACUCACGUUAUCUUUCUACGAAUUGUUUUAGGAGUAAAAGACGAAGCAGAAGCAGCAAGUCUUCAUCCAUCACCACCAACUCCGUCAAAGUCAAAGACCCGGACAUUCUCACAUGGAACAAGGUCAUUUCUUCCCACAUGCGCAAUGGUCGCUGCGACUCUGCUCUCCGAGUCUUCAACUCCAUGCCUCGACGCAGUUCUGUCUCCUACAAUGCCAUGAUAUCCGGGUACUUGAGGAACGCAAAGUUCUCCCUCGCGAGGGACCUGUUUGAUAAAAUGCCUGAGAGGGACUUGGUUUCCUGGAAUGUUAUGCUCACUGGAUAUGUCAGGAAUCGCAGGCUCGGAGAAGCCCAUAGGUUGUUUGACCUUAUGCCUGAAAAGGAUGUUUGUUCCUGGAAUGCCAUGUUGUCUGGGUAUGCCCAGAAUGGGUUUGUUGAUGAGGCAAGGGAGAUUUUUAGUAGGAUGCCUCAUAGGAAUUCCAUCUCCUGGAAUGGGCUGCUUGCGGCUUAUGUUCAAAACGGGAGACUUGAGGAGGCGCGACAAUUGUUUGAGUCACAAUCGGACUGGGAAUUGAUUUCUUGGAAUUGUUUGAUGGGUGGGUAUGUGAAGAGAAACAUGUUGGGUGAUGCUAGGCUGAUUUUUGACCAAAUGCCUAUUAGGGAUGCCAUCUCCUGGAACACUAUGAUUUCUGGUUAUGCCCAGGUUGGAGAUUUGUCUCAGGCUAAGAGGUUGUUCCAUGAAUCUCCGGUCCGGGACGUGUUCACGUGGACGGCAAUGGUUUCUGGAUAUGUGCAGAAUGGAAUGGUGGGCGAAGCAAGAAAAUAUUUUGAUGAGAUGCCUGUAAAAAAUGAAAUUUCAUACAAUGCAAUGCUUGCGGGAUAUGUGCAAGACAAGAAAAUGGACAUUGCGAGGGAGUUGUUUGAGGCAAUGCCUUGUCGGAAUAUAAGUUCAUGGAAUACCAUGAUUACUGGGUAUUGUCACAAUGGUGGUAUAACUCAAGCUAGAAAAUUGUUUGACGUGAUGCCUCAGCGUGAUUGUGUAUCUUGGGCUGCUAUCAUUGCUGGCUAUGCUCAGAAUGAACAUUUUGAGGAGGCUCUUAACAUGUUUGUGGAGAUGAAACGAGAUGGGGAAAAUUCCAAUAGGUCUACCUUUAGUUGUGCUUUGAGCACAUGUGCUGAUAUUGCUGCCUUGGAGUUAGGGAAACAAGUUCAUGGGCAGGUGGUGAAGGCAGGAUUUGAGACUGGGUGUUUUGUGGGAAAUGCGCUUCUUGGGAUGUAUUUUAAAUGUGGCAGCACAGAUGAAGCGAAUAAUGUGUUUGAAGGAAUAGAGGAGAAAGAUGUCGUCUCUUGGAACACAAUGAUAGCUGGUUAUGCUAGGCAUGGAUUUGGUGGACAGGCUUUAAUUUUAUUCGAAUCAAUGAAGAAAGCAGGUGUUAAACCUGAUGAGAUUACAAUGGUGGGUGUUUUAUCUGCAUGUAGUCAUUCUGGCUUGAUAGACAGGGGAACUGAAUACUUCUAUUCAAUGAAUAGGGAUUACAAUGUAACACCAAGUUCAAAACAUUAUACUUGUAUGAUUGAUCUUCUUGGAAGAGCUGGCCGCCUGGAAGAAGCAGAGAACUUAAUGAGAAAGAUGCCAUUUGAGCCUGGUGCUGCAUCAUGGGGAGCUCUAUUAGGUGCAAGUCGGAUUCAUGGUAAUACUGAACUGGGUGAGAAGGCUGCUGAGAUGGUUUUUAAGAUGGAACCUCACAACUCAGGGAUGUAUGUCCUUCUUUCAAAUCUAUAUGCGGCUUCUGGUAGGUGGGUUGAUGUUGGCAAGAUGAGAUCAAGAAUGAAGAAAGUUGGUGUGCAGAAGGUAACUGGAUAUAGUUGGGUUGAGGUACAAAACAAGAUUCACACGUUCGCAGUUGGGGAUUGUUUCCACCCAGAAAAGGAUAGAAUAUAUGCCUUCUUAGAGGAGCUAGAUUUGAAAAUGAGACGGGACGGGUAUGUUUCUUCAACAAAAUUAGUUUUGCAUGAUGUGGAAGAGGAAGAAAAGGAACACAUGCUCAAGUAUCACAGUGAGAAAUUGGCUGUAGCAUUUGGAAUUCUGACUAUUCCUUCUGGCAGACCUAUACGAGUCAUGAAAAACUUGCGUGUUUGUCAAGACUGUCACAAUGCCAUCAAACACAUAUCCAAGAUUGUUGGAAGAUUGAUUAUCCUAAGGGAUUCUAAUCGGUUUCACCACUUCAAUGAAGGUGUUUGUUCCUGUGGGGAUUAUUGGUAAGAAUGGACGGAUAUGGUGAAAAUUAACUUAAAGAAUAGUAGUACUCUUUCUUUGGACGUAUUUAAUAUCAAUAAAAACAAAAUUGUUUAUAUCAA
This is a messenger RNA of Vigna unguiculata (cowpea), 2817 nucleotides long. Its product is annotated as pentatricopeptide repeat-containing protein At2g01510, mitochondrial-like. NCBI's taxonomy places the organism in Eukaryota, Viridiplantae, Streptophyta, Magnoliopsida, Fabales, Fabaceae. Gene Ontology annotation, molecular function: RNA binding; protein binding; zinc ion binding. Gene Ontology annotation, biological process: RNA modification. The record is from RefSeq and is a predicted model, not a curated record.